GUAUUGUUGUGUAAGUAUAGAGGAGCGUCAGACAGACCGAAGUAGGCUGCCAACCUAUCUAAAUGGGGAAGGUGCGGCGAUGGCCCAACAACGGCGCAAGUGAUAUUUUGCGGGCCUUCGUUAUUCCGAAAGUGAUUAUUCACUUCUCGCUGCAGGAGUGUUUGCCCCGGAAAUGUGGCCCUCAAUCUUCCUGAAUUUCAAGGAGGAAUAGCAAGCAGACCUGUCGGACAUGGACAAGCAUCACGCGGCUGCCAGCAAACUAGCUGACAAGAUCGCAGGCUUCCACUCAAAGGGGGUUGCAUUCCGGAUUUACCAUGGCAAUACAAACAGUACCCGCUCAACCACAUUCUCUCGAUCAAUAUCAACAUCAAUAUCAUUGACGUCCUCUCGAUCAAUAUCAACAUCAGUAUCAUUGACAUCCUCCCCGUGAAAUAGGCUCGUCCUACAAGUCAUUCUAUGCCAGUCGAUAUGGCAGCCGGUAUUGCAAAACGAGACACGGGCGGAGCGAGAGAGAGUCGCCACAAACGUGGCCAGCAGCAGAAUAAUCCUGACGAGGACGAAGACGAAGAUACGACUGAGCCCCGGCGAAAGAGUCGAAGAAUCCAGGACAGCGCCAGCCAAGGCCGCCAGCAAAACCCGAGAGUAAGCUCCAAGACAUGUCGACAGAGCCUGCGAGUACAAGAGAAACAAGCCACGAACCAACAACGAACUGCAAGACUCUUCCCCACCACAGACCAGCUCUCUGAGCACAACUUGCGAAUAUUCAACGGGGAAAUAAAUCCCGCAGCCAAUAAUGCUCCAAUUCUCGAACGAACCUCGUCAAGCCCCUCCGGAUCUUCCGAAGCGGAGACAAUCCCAUCUCAACGCUCCUCUGACACCAACGGCCAUUACCGCUACACGCACCUUGAGGACGCUGAAGUCUACAUCCACACCGAUGCGCCCGGCGACAUCCAGGUCGCUAUCGACCGCAUUGUCAAAGCCGAAGUCUCGAACGAUCGCCGCAUUAAACUCCGCAACAUUGCCAAAGAAUUCUACGACGCCUGCAAGAAACUAGUUCAGGCUGGGGCUGGCGAAGCUGACUUCGUUUCGCUAUUCCGCCGCGCACUUGAAGCUAUGAACCCCGACCAGAUCCUUUUCUGUGGAAAAGCCGACUGGCGAGAGGAGCUGAAGCCGAUUCCUCAGCAGUCGGAUCUCGAUUUGAGUUUCUUAGUAGAUUUCAAUGCCAUAGACACCCAGCCUCUCCCGAAGAAAGCUCAAGACCCCUCCCUAAUCAAAACACCUCGUCCCAACAUCUCAAUAGGCAUCAAGAAAACGGCCGUCAUCUCCGCCCUCGCCGCUCUCGCGUCGCAGAAUGUCAGCAAUACCAAGGUCAAGAAAUUCCUUCAAAAGCUCGAGAGCACCACGGUGCCAAGCCAGCAAGGCGGGCCUGCAGAACCGCUGCUGAUCGCAUUUCCCGCGCAACGCGCAUCAGAUCUUGUCUUCCCAUUUGCUGUUGUUGAGGGCAAAGCUUACUCGACCGGCAAACAAGUCUUCGAAGCACAAAACCAGGCUGCUGUCGCCGGGGCCUCUGGGCUGAAGAUACAGCUUGCUCUGAACGAGCUGGUCAAGCGCUCAACGACAAGUUUCGGUGUUCCACCUUCGCCGUUCAAGGAUCAACUGCCGCUCUUCUUCUCCAUUUGCACUGAAGGCCCCUACCAUGAGCUUUGGGCCCACUACACCCUCAUCGAAGAUGGUGUGCGCACAUUCAACAUGAGGCUUCUGCAGAUUUGUAAUGGUGUGUUGUUGGAGGGUGUGGAGGAGUUUAUGGUUUCGGUGGAUAAUGUGUUGCGUUGGGGUGCAGGACCGUUUCUGGAAUCAGUGGUGGAGCGUCUGGGAACAGUGGCGAAGAAGAUAGGGGCUUAGACUUAGAAUUGUCCGAGUACUUGAAAACAUAGCCAUCUGGUC
This is a messenger RNA of Exophiala xenobiotica, 1944 nucleotides long. RefSeq lists its product as uncharacterized. Bases 457 to 1902 code for a protein of 481 amino acids. The transcript is spliced from 2 exons. NCBI's taxonomy places the organism in Eukaryota, Fungi, Ascomycota, Eurotiomycetes, Chaetothyriales, Herpotrichiellaceae. The record is from RefSeq and is a predicted model, not a curated record.